GUCUCAGCCCGCGGUCGGUCUAGCACAGAAGAAAAUAAGAACAAGAUAGUGUCUCGUGGAACUGCAUACGAUGUCGAACGACCGUUAUUCAUAAAUUAUUUUUUCCACAGUUUAUACACAUUUUAAUUUGCAACUCAACAACUAUACUCAAUGCGUAUACACUACUGUGUUUUUGGAUUUUACUUUGAGAAUUAUUGUAAUUUUUCGUUUUUUCAUUCAUAAUAAGUAUAACAGAUCUUCUGCACGCGGAACAAACACCGCACAGUCAUCUACACGAUCCAACUCGUCCUGCUGUUCGAAUCAUCAUGUCACCUGCAGACAGGUCGCUUACGGCGUUCCGCUUAGCUUUGGCCACGUUAUUACUCGCCAACGUCGCAAACACGUCAAAAAAACAAAAGCGUCAGCUAUUCCAUGAAAACUUAUUGCCAUACUUUGGUGGUAAAAUACCCGAGUCUGCGUUUCAAGCAGACCGCUUGGCACUCAAUAUGCUGAACAAAGAAGGAAUAUCCGUGCCCGAUGGUAUUCUGUUUGAAGCCCGACCAAAAGAAUCGUUUCACCAAAGUCCACGGAACGAUCCAGAACUAUCCAACUCAAUACUCAAAAUGAUCCACACGCCAGACAGCAGGUAUAUUCCUUCGGAAGGAAAGUACGAUGGUAAUAACGAAGUGGAGACAACGUACAAAAUCCCAAUACCCUCAUAUAUGCAAAAUUACCAGCUACCGAAGUUUAGGCCAGUAUCAGAAACGUUUCAACUACCAGUCCGGCAGGUAUUCGAAAGCGGUUUGUCAAUCAAUAACUUGAGGGGACAACUAGGAUUUCCUUUCAACACUAUGCCAAAGAGUUUGAGUUCAUUAGAUGGCCACGUGCCAAUCACCGAUACGUUCAAUAACGUCAAUAAAAUCACAAAUUUAAAACAAAAUUACAAUACCAUACAACUGAUGAGUUUUGGGUGUGGUAAACCUGGGAGAAUAUAUGCAGAUCCAGAAACUCAUUGUCAGGCAUUUCACUUAUGUCAUUACAAUGGAUUCAAAGAAACAUUUGUUUGUCCACAAGGAACCAGAUAUGAUCCAUCGGUACAGGAAUGUCGAUUUUGGUACACGACGCACUGUUUAAACGCACAAAGACUAUUUAAUUAGGUCGAUGAUAUGUUAA
Molecule: messenger RNA, 1152 nt
Organism: Myzus persicae (green peach aphid)
Lineage: Eukaryota; Metazoa; Arthropoda; Insecta; Hemiptera; Aphididae
Exons: 5
Coding region: 306-1136 (276 amino acids)
Cellular component (GO): extracellular region
Molecular function (GO): chitin binding
Source: RefSeq, a predicted model, not a curated record